Messenger RNA from Malania oleifera, 2213 nucleotides. RefSeq lists its product as uncharacterized. Bases 320 to 1780 code for a protein of 486 amino acids. Gene Ontology annotation, molecular function: protein binding. Lineage: Eukaryota; Viridiplantae; Streptophyta; Magnoliopsida; Santalales; Ximeniaceae. The record is from RefSeq and is a predicted model, not a curated record. The transcript has 7 exons.
AAAAGAUACUGUCGCACUGCUUUCUUUCUGCAGUCAGAUUUAAAAAAGCAUUAGAUUAAAUUUGACAACCCAAACAAAAAAAGAUAAAAUUAAAUUAAUGGCUGAAGAAAAAUACACGAAGAAAGGGAAAGUUGAUUGAGCAAUUCCCACCCAAAUCCUCACUGCAAACUGUGAAGAGUUCUGAGUAGUUCAGUUCCUCUCCACGUUUCUCCUGCCAUAAUUUGCAGACUUGCAAGUUCUUCUUGAAAAUUAGACCUCUUUUUGAUCUUAUCUCCCUUUCCCCGUCACCCUUUUUUCUGUUUGGUUUGCUGAGAAAGCCAUGAGAAAAUCCCGUCUCUUUCUCGCUUUCUUGACCCUUGUGGUCUCCUAUCUUCUCCAAUUUCAAGCUCAUGCUGCACCUGCAGGACCUUUGAUAAAGCACUUGUCUUCUCUUCUGAGAUGGACCAGGUCCUCCUCCAAAACCCCCCAAUCAGAUGGGAAUGUUCUCCAGUUUGAGAAUGGUUAUUUAGUUGAAACUGUUGUGGAAGGAAACGAGCUUGGUGUUGUACCUUACUCUAUCCGCCUCUCGCAGGAUGGUGAACUGUUUGCCGUUGAUGCCAUUAGCAGCAACAUUGUUCGGAUUACACCUCCAUUGUCCCAAUAUAGUAGGGCAAGAUUGGUUGCUGGGUCAUUUCAAGGUUACAAGGGACAUGUGGAUGGAAAACCAAGCGAUGCUCGCUUUAAUCAGCCUAAAGGUGUAACCAUGGAUGAUAGAGGGAAUGUGUAUGUUGCUGAUACCUCAAAUCUUGCGAUCAGAAAGAUAGGAGAAGGGGGUGUAACGACAAUUGCUGGAGGGAAAUCAAAUGUUGCAGGGUACAGAGAUGGGCCAAGUGAGCAUGCAAUGUUCUCAACUGAUUUUGAUGUCAUAUAUGUUCAGCCUACCUGUUCAUUAUUGGUUGUUGAUAGAGGAAAUGCUGCUCUUCGACAAAUUUCUCUCAAUCAAGAGGAUUGCGAUUACCAGUACAGUUCAAUUUCUGCCACAGAUGUCAUUAUGGUUAUUGGUGCUGUGUUGGUGGGAUACGCUUUCUGCAUGCUUCAGCAGGGAUAUGGACCUUCUUUUUUCUCAAGGACGCCUCAGCAGCCUUCGGAGAGUGAAUUUCAAGACCAACCAAGCAAGGAGAAACCUCCUCCUAUUGUUGAGAAUGUAAAAGAGGAGCCAGAUGCAUCAUGGCCAUCAUUCGGACAGCUUAUCUUGGAUUUGUCCAAACUAGCCCUGGAAGCAUUGGGUAGCAUCUUUCUUUAUUUCGUCCCCAUUCGUUUCAAACCAAGGAGCUCCAAGAAAGGCCUCACUCCACUAAAAGACACCCUUAGGAUGCCUGAAGAUGAAGCUGAACCCCCAUUAGUUCAAAAGCAGAGAACCCCUGCUCCUCUUUCUGAAACCCGGGAGGCUCAUGCCCCAAAUGUUGGCGAUAAAUAUUCAGAAAUCAAGCCCCCAAAGAUGAAAUCCUCAAGUUCCAAGGAUCCCUCUUUGCCAAGCAAGCACCGGUCUUCAAGACGGCACGAAUUUGCAGAAUUCUAUGGAACUGGUGAGGUUCCUCCUCCCUAUGGCCAAUCCAGGUCAAAGAGCCAGAAAGAAAGAUCACGGCACCGCCAGCGGGAUAAAAGCGGGGAAGUGGUUUUUGGUGCAGCUGGGUCAGAGCCAAAACCUGUUGAGAUGAAGGCGGUGGGUUAUGAUGAUCCAAAGUUUGAUCAUUACAAUAUGAGGAGCAAGUAUCGAUCCAAUGACUCCUUCAACUUUUGAUUAGAUUUCAAUUUCACUUCCUUUGCUCCAGUAUCAAAUCGGGCUUGGUUCUUUUUCUUGUAUCAGUUUUUGAGCAAGUGUAUAAUCCAUCCAGUGCUGGAAAUCUGGCAGCAAAAGCGUAUGUCUAAAUAGAAUGGUUCAGUGUCCAGGAAUGUAGACUGGACUGCCUUUGAUCCAUAGCAUAGUUGUCAAGAAAUUCAGUGCAGGUAGAUGGGCAUGCUCUGUUCUCUGAUAUUUCAAACCUACUCACUCUUCAUUUUUAAGAUUUGAGUAUGUGACCUGGAACAUGGUUCUGGUGUCACUAUUGAGCAGCUCACUAGGGGUUACGGUCCUGGUACGUAUGCAAGUCUUUUUAGGUCACAAAUGUCUCCCUUUUAAAGAUCAUAAGUACCUGGUUUAUAAUAAUAAUAAUAAUAAUAAGUAUUGAUAAGCA